AUGACGAAGAAGACGACACCACAGCCUUCUGGCAGGUGGCUCAGCUCAGCAAACCUUUCAGGCAACUCCAUGAGCAUCAUGUAUAAAGUCCUGACAUACGCGCACUUCAACUUUUGUACAACCCCUUCCAAAAUCUCACCAAGCAUUCAUAGGAUUGAACUUUUUAUCAUGACCACACAGCCUCCCUUCGUGCCUCUGCCGCUUCCCCCGGUGGAAGAGUCCAAAGAGUAUGGCAAGAACUACAUCCUGCACUGGAAUCUCUGCGCCCUUGAUCUCAACAGAGUAUCGCAUUCAGUCGCGGGUCCUCAGACUGGACCACCCUUGUCAGCAAGAUCUUUGGGCAUGUUACACCUAGCGAUCCAUGAUGCGUAUUUUGCCAUUCAGUCAUCCACAGCAUUCUCUACCUUCUUGGCAGCCAAUGCAGAAGAUGCUGAGUUGCGACUCCCUGACCUUAAUGGCGCGACAGAUGCUCGUCAGGCCGUUGCAGGUGCUGCCUUCACUUUGCUAGGGCUCUUGUACCUACAGGGUGGACCCACAAUCUCCAACAAUGCGACAGCGCAGCUCCAAGCCGUGCUUGACCGCUUUCUCGCAUCUGCACCAGGCGGUGUGGACCAGGCUUCUGGCAGCUACCAGUUUGGAGCGGCGGUAGGCGAGGCCAUCUUCCAGCUCCUUUUCCAUCCUCCUGGUGUCUCGGCAGACGGGUACCACCCAACACCUGGACGUUACAAGUUCGACGACGAGCCAACCCAUCCUGUUGUACUCGUUCCAGUGGACCCCAAUGACCCCAAUGGUCCAAAGAAAGCAAUCAGACAAUACCAUGGACCUUUUUAUGGCAAGACUGCGAAGCGCGUUGCCACUCAGUCCGAACAUAUGAUUGCCGACCCGCCUGGUCUUCGCUCCAACGUCGAUGAAGGAGCCGAGUAUGACGAUGCACUGAGAGACAUCAUACGCAUGGGUGGAGCUAUUCCUCUCAACUCGACCAAGCGCAGCCCGGACGAUACUGCACGUGGCCACUUUUGGGCGUACGAUGGGUCGAAUUUGGUUGGCACUCCUCCUCGCUUCUAUAACCAGAUCAUCCGCAACAUUGCCGUGCAACACAAGCAAGACGCCGACAUCGAGAGUGAAGUCAACAAUGCGGAUUUCGCGCGUGUCUUUGCCCUUGCAAAUGCCGCAAUGGCUGAUGCUGGCGUCUUUUCGUGGCGCGAGAAGUGGGAGUUCGAGUUCUGGCGUCCACUCAGUGGCGUUCGCGAUGAUGGUCGUCCAGACCACGGCGACCCUUUCUUCCUUUCACUCGGUGCUCCUUCCACAAACACCAACGACAUUCCGUUCAAGCCACCAUUUCCUGCUUAUCCAAGCGGUCACGCUACCUUCGGUGGCGCGAUGUUCCAGAUGCUGCGUCGUUACUACAAUGGUCGCGUUGGAACCUGGGCUCCAAAUGAACCGGACAACAUCUGCUUCGAGAUGGUGUCUGACGAGUUGAAUGGCAUCAAUCGCGACUUGCGCCAGCCAUACGACCCGACUACGCCCAUCACGGAGCAACCAGGCAUUGUGCGCACACGCAUGCCCUACAAGUUCUCCAGUCUUUGGGAAGCCAUCUUCGACAACGCCAUCUCGCGCGUCUUCCUGGGCGUGCAUUGGCGUUUUGAUGCCGCCGCUGCGAAAGAUAUCCUCAUUCCCACGGAUACGAAGGACGUGUACGCUACUGACAACACCGGGGCGACUGUGUAUCAGAAUCCGGAGGAUAUUCGAUACGAGACGAUGAGCACGAGGGAGGGUCACGAGGGGCUUUUGCCAAUUGGUGGUGUUCCUCUUGGUAUGGGCAUCGCAAAUGACAUCUGGGAGUCGGGGCUGAAGCCGACGCCUAAAAGCAUUCAGCCCGCGCCUCCAGCUGAGCAGUCGAAGGAGGGCGAGCAGGUGGUCAUGGGACUACCGAACGCUGCGCCCUAG
Messenger RNA from Parastagonospora nodorum SN15, 1947 nucleotides. RefSeq lists its product as hypothetical. NCBI's taxonomy places the organism in Eukaryota, Fungi, Ascomycota, Dothideomycetes, Pleosporales, Phaeosphaeriaceae. The coding region runs from base 1 to 1947 and encodes 648 amino acids. The transcript has a single exon. The record is from RefSeq and is a predicted model, not a curated record. Gene Ontology annotation, molecular function: peroxidase activity.